Molecule: messenger RNA, 2507 nt
Organism: Xenopus laevis (African clawed frog)
Lineage: Eukaryota; Metazoa; Chordata; Amphibia; Anura; Pipidae
Gene: wdr76.S
Product: WD repeat domain 76 S homeolog
Biological process (GO): regulation of DNA damage checkpoint
Cellular component (GO): nucleus
Molecular function (GO): DNA binding
Source: RefSeq, marked provisional
AAAGAGAGGGCACUGCAAUGAUUACCGACAUGGAGGAAAAGAAAGAGACAGCGCAGAUGACGCAGGAAACAACCCCUAAAGACAGUCGGGUUAUUGAGGGUGUACGUCGUAGUUCUCGCCGCUCCCAUGCAGAACCACAUUCUCCUAAAAAAGCAUAUGAAGUAAGGGAUCGUCGUCAAAAACGCAGUUUGGAGAGGGACCAGCAUGAAGAUGGUACACCUAUUAAGAGAGCACGUCUCCCAAGGGAACAGUCUUCAACAAGAAAACACCCCAUUGUUCUGCUGUCUCGAGAGAUACCGGAGUAUCACACAGAAACUAUGCCUACUCCAAAGAAAAAUUAUAAACUAAUCCCUGAACAGGUUACAGAACUGUCAGAAUAUGAAAUUGAAAGGUUAAACAACAUUAAGGAAAAUGCAAAGUUUCUGCAAUCAUUGAAAUUGCUUGAGACUGCCUCAAGUCUUCGUUCACCCCCAAAGAAGCAAAAUCAGACCCGUGGUAUCAAAAGGGAGAAGCAGACUAAGGUGGAACGGCAACCAAUAAUACGUAGGUCAAUGAGACUGCAGCGAAUUGACCCUUCAGGAGCACCACUUCCCAAUGUCAUACAGCCACCAGAGCCAUUACUGGAAGAGCAUCCAGUCAAGCCUCCAGGACCCUUGGAGAUGGUUCCAACCAACCUUAAAGGAGACUGUAUAUCUGUUGAGGAGUUUCUAAAAACCUGGGCAUCUACCAGUAAGGAAAGCCUUAGAAGUUUGAAGAAACAACCAAGCAAGGAUUUUAAAAGGUAUACGGCCUGUUUACAGACCAUGACCCUAAGAGAAGAAACCGUAGCAAAGGUUGUCCAGAACCGUAUAUUCUCAGUGGCCAUACAUCCAUCAGAAAGCAGAACCAUCGUGGCAGCUGGAGACAAGUGGGGACAAAUCGGACUUUGGGAUUUGGCAGACCUGUCUGGUAAUGAUGGAGUCUAUGUGUUUGAACCUCAUUCUCGACCAAUAAGCUGUAUGUCCUUCUCACCGGUUAACAGUGCGCAGCUCUUUUCGCUUAGCUAUGAUGGCACAGUUCGAUGUGGUGAUGUGUGUCGCUCAGUCUUUGAUGAGGUUUAUCGUGAUGAACAGGACAGUUUCUCCUCAUUUGACUAUCUGUCAGCUGACUGCUCAGUCUUGAUUGUUAGUCACUGGGAUUCUUACCUCUCUGUAGUGGACUGCAGAACACCAGGGACAUCCUGUGAGCAAAGAGCAUCUCUAAACAUGAGGAGUGCCCGCACUACAAGUGUUCAUCCUGUCAACAGAGACCUGUGUGUUGUAGCAGGAGCUGGAGAUGUUUGUAUUUUUGAUGUGAGGCAGUUAAAGAAGAAAGCCCAGCCUGUCUUGUCAUUAACAGGACAUAGUAAAAGUGUGGCAUCUGCAUACUUUUCUCCUGUAACUGGAAACCGCAUACUGACCACUUGUGCUGAUGACUACAUCCGGGUAUAUGAUAGCAGCAGCUUGUGCUCUGAAGCUCCUCUUCUCACUGCAUUCAGGCACAAUAAUAACACUGGCCGCUGGCUGACACGUUUCCGAGCUGUGUGGGACCCCAAGCAAGAGAGUUGCUUUGUAGUAGGGAGCAUGGCAAGACCCCGACAAAUUGAGGUUUACAACGAGAGUGGGAAGUUGGAACAUUCCUUCUGGGACUCGGAACACCUUGGCUCUGUGUGCUCCAUUAAUGCCAUGCAUCCUACUAGAAAUCUGCUGGUGGGAGGAAACUCCAGUGGGAGGCUGCAUGUGUUUCAUGACUGAUAACCAUCACCACCGUGACCUAAAGCUUUACUGUAUCUUCAUUGUGUGGACUUCCAACCUCAGUGCCUGUGAAUAUAGUUAAAUGGACUGCAAUUUAAAAAAAGCUGUAAUGGUCCAGCUAUAAGGACAAAUGCUUCAGGGAAAAAACUGUUACAAAAGUCUCUUUCUAAUAACGAAUGUAUAAUAAUUUUAUCUGCCGAACAAAUGUAAUGGUAUUAAAUACAAAAACAUGCUUUUGGCUUUGUUGUGUAAGUGUAUAUGGCAGCUCCCUUAGUUGCCUUGGAUAGAGAUUCAAAAAAUACUGAUGACAAGGAGGCAGUUUCUAUUUGUAAAUGUGGCUAAAUCCAUAUGUAUUUGUGUUUCUGAAGCUAUUAUUACAAAAUAUACAGUUAUCACAGGAAAACAUUUACUAUACUAUUCUGUGAACUGAAAUUGCAUCUCCCAUAGUUUGAAUUUUGCCAAAAGCAUAAACUGCCUAUAACCGUGUUUUUUUGCUUCUGUCUGUAUUGUCUGUCUCUCUCUCUGCAUUGUCUAUAUGUCUGCCCCUACCCCUGAAAACCCAGUAUCUUGAUGGAGAGAUCAUUCUCUCUCUUCGCACAGUGUGUCUAGCAAUGUAAUUCUAUGUCUUUUUGUUGUUGCUUAGGCUCAAACUUAGCAUCAAACAAGUUGACAAUGAGAUGGCUUUUGUUUGUUAUUAUUGGUAGAAGGAAAAUAAAUAUGGUGUUAUACACAGGA